GUAGCAUGGGGAUAUAAACCAUCCAGGGGUGAAAGAGACAUGCAGAGAAGGUGGGGUGGAGGAAUUAAGACGGGGUGAUAAAAAGGAUGGAGAGGAAGCAUAAACGGUUAGUUCAAUUCUAGGACUUCACCUGCUUUUUGGUUAGGAGCUGAUAAAUAGUAUUUAAUAGAAAGAGGAUGGACGACAGCUGGGAUACACACAGGAUGGAUGAGGAGGGGAAGAUGGUUUCCUCGGACAGCGCGUACAUGUCAUCCACAGAGGACGGACAGACGCCCACGCCCAUCACCUACCCUUAUAAUGAAGAACUAACACACAAGACCAUCCUGGUGGGGGACAGCGGAGUGGGCAAGACCUCCCUGCUGGUUCAGUUUGACCAGGGCAAGUUCAUCGCAGGGUCCUUCACCUCCACCGUGGGCAUCGGCUUCACGCGGUCCGUCCGUCCACCUGUCACCUGUGUGUAUUGGGGGGUUGAUCCUCGCGAUCGAGCACCACCACCUGUGGCAGAUGACACAGCCGUCAGCGCGUCUGACCCCCGCGGCUCCAAUGUCAGCGUGAAAGACACACCACCGUCCGCGGAGCCGCCGUCGACGUCCUCGCAUAGCUGUUCACUUAAUGAUCUGCCCACGCCACGAUGCACCGCUACCCUCUGA
Oreochromis aureus is the source of this 650-nucleotide messenger RNA. RefSeq lists its product as uncharacterized. Gene Ontology annotation, molecular function: GTPase activity; GTP binding. The coding region runs from base 177 to 650 and encodes 157 amino acids. The record is from RefSeq and is a predicted model, not a curated record. The transcript has 3 exons. Lineage: Eukaryota; Metazoa; Chordata; Actinopteri; Cichliformes; Cichlidae.